Messenger RNA from Colletotrichum lupini, 966 nucleotides. RefSeq lists its product as uncharacterized. The transcript is spliced from 8 exons. The coding region runs from base 1 to 966 and encodes 321 amino acids. Lineage: Eukaryota; Fungi; Ascomycota; Sordariomycetes; Glomerellales; Glomerellaceae. The record is from RefSeq and is a predicted model, not a curated record.
AUGUCAGCCUCGCCCAAAUCAGUUGACAUGACAUCCAAACCGCGUUGCAUUAUGCUCCUAAUGCCUCUCAUCCACCCUCCCGCCUCCCGGCGAUCUUAUCGCUUGCGGGGGCCAUAUGAGCUCAUUUGGCUCGGAAGAAUCCUAUUCGCGAUAUCUGUCGCAACUAUGAGGUUUCAAUAUUGGAAUACGUCGGCAACUUGUCAUAUACCCUUGUUUUCAAGCAAGUCCUUGAACUGCGCCAGGGGGUUUGAGGCCUCAGAUGACUGCGGGGCAAGGCGUUGCGAGGCUUUCAAGGUCGUGAGUGCCCACGUACCCGUGUUGCACGUCCCGACCGUCGGCUCUGCGGAUAUCCAGUAUAAAAGAGUAUUUGACAGUGAAAUUAAUGGACUGGCCCGGAAACGUGUUUGGUCUUGUCCUUUUCAAUCGCUCGCUGGGAAGAUGGUUGUAUCCGUACUUCGUGCUGGGGUAACCGUUUUCCCAUGCCUAGUCAUCAACCUGCUUCGUUUCAAUAAUUUAUCAACGCCAUCUCUAAGACGGUGGCUCUUUCCAUCGAAGCUCAUCGUCGUCAGAGUAUACGUUGGAAUAUACGCCGUCGACAGCCAAAGCUGGCGAGCGAGGGGCGUUGGUUCGGAUAUAUGCUUUUGCACCAUCGUCGUCGUCAAAGUACACCCAGAAGGAAAGGGAGUCGUCUCCCAGCCGGUGGGUGGAGAAUGGCGCUUGCAAGCCCAAGAACCGGAUUCUGAAAUACUCCACAGCUUGUCGGCACUCAAGUUGACGAUGUGCCAAAUUGAUCUUAGCACACAAAACCAAUGUUCCAAAUACAGAGUGUGCCAUUCUCAGAUGCUUGGGUUCAAUAACAAUGUAUCAUUACCUCGUGAUAUUCGAGAGUUUCUUUCUACAUAUAUGUCCAUCAUCGACGAGCAAGGCCUACCUUACGUGGCCGAACGCCCCAACUCCCAAGCUUGA